AUGGAGCAUUUCAACUGGAGUCAUCUCCUACCGCAGCGCGCACAACUAACAAGUGACCCGGAUAGCUCAGAUCAAAACCAGCGGCGCAUCCCGGAAGAGAAGGGCCCAUUCGGUAAAGCGAGAAAACGCGGAACGUCAAGAGCAAAGACGCCGUUAGGCGCCAACAGUGCAGCAGACGAAGCAAAGUUAAUCAAUGAACGCACAAUUGACGACAUCUUUACCCGCAUCAAGAAAGACGAGGAUAACAAACGAUCGGUAUCUUCGCGCCAGAUUGCCACAAUCCCGUCAUCAGCUUCCGCACCGAACCUCAUAGACGUAAGCAAUGGGCUCAACAACUCGUUCGCACCAGGCGCAUCCACAAACGCAACUUUCGCAUCCGAGCCCAAGGAAGUUAUACUGUACGGCUAUGCGUCUGACGUACAAUGGGCGGCAAUAGCGUACUAUGAGAAGGUGUCGGGCGGAUUCAUCUACGAGGAAUACGACCGUGAGCCACACAACUCCAAAUACGGCAAAGGCUUCACUUCACAACGCGUCUCGUGCUGGUCCCUGAACAAGUCAACACUAAGAAAGGUCAACGAGUACGUGGGUGGAGAUCACUGGAUCAAGGUCACGUUUGACAGUGCAGAGGCGGCGGAGCGCGCAUGCCAUUACACUGGGAAGAAUAUCCAAGGCUACAAGGUGCAUGCAGAGAUGUACAGGGGAACAGGACCACAAGGCGGUGACCGAGUGAUACGUGCAGAAGGAGGAGGAAUGUCGCAGACCACAUCACCCAACACCUUGUCCUCAGGCACCGCAGGACCGCGCGGCGUCUUCGGAACCUCCACCACGGCCUCGUCAGCUACAGUUACGGCUUCUCAACCAACACGAACUGUCACCGAAACACCAGCAUUCUUACGUACGACCGGCGCCUUCCCAAGCCAUGUCGACGAUAUGCCUGUCCAGCCCCAACGCGAACAACACCAAGCCCUUGAUCCCAACACGGUUCCCGCACGUAUGACGACGACAGCGCUAAAUCCCCGGUCCCAACGCGCGACGCUCCGUCUCAAAGGUGCAAAUGUGAAGCCCGUUGUCUUCCUCCCACAAGAAAAAGCUUUCCUACCUGCAAAGCCUCUUUGGCAACAGACGUUUGGCUCGUUGCCCAUCAUCGGCUGGGUAAUUGGGUCCGGACAGGGUAUCAUUGGUGAUCAUGUACCGAGGAAAGAUGACGGAAGCUUUGAUGCGAAUAGUGCAAGUCUGUAUUGGCGAGUAUGGUACAUGGUGGACAACUGCUUUGGAAGCGACUUUUGUGGAGUCCGGGAUGCAGAGUAUGAUGAGUAA
Messenger RNA from Pyrenophora tritici-repentis Pt-1C-BFP, 1317 nucleotides. RefSeq lists its product as uncharacterized. Lineage: Eukaryota; Fungi; Ascomycota; Dothideomycetes; Pleosporales; Pleosporaceae. The record is from RefSeq and is a predicted model, not a curated record.